Orycteropus afer afer is the source of this 945-nucleotide messenger RNA. RefSeq names its product putative olfactory receptor 2W6. Gene Ontology annotation, molecular function: olfactory receptor activity; G protein-coupled receptor activity. Bases 1 to 945 code for a protein of 314 amino acids. The transcript has a single exon. The record is from RefSeq and is a predicted model, not a curated record. Gene Ontology annotation, cellular component: membrane. NCBI's taxonomy places the organism in Eukaryota, Metazoa, Chordata, Mammalia, Tubulidentata, Orycteropodidae. Gene Ontology annotation, biological process: G protein-coupled receptor signaling pathway.
AUGGGAAGAGAUAAUGACAGCUACCUACAGGCAUUCAUCCUGGUGGGUUUUUCUGAUCGGCCAAGAUUGGAGAAAAUUCUCUUUGCUUUUAUCUUGGUUUUCUACAUCCUGACACUGGUAGGUAAUACUGCAAUUAUCGUCUUGUCAAUUUUGGAUGCCAGGCUUCACACACCCAUGUACUUCUUUCUUGGGAAUCUCUCUUUCUUGGACCUCUGCUUUACAACCAGCAUUAUCCCCCAGUUGUUGUGGAACCUUUGGGGUCCAGAGAAGACCAUCACCUACCAUGGCUGUGUGGCUCAACUCUACAUCUACAUGAUUUUGGGUUCAACUGAGUGUGUUCUGUUGGCUGUCAUGUCAUAUGAUCGCUAUGUGGCUGUCUGUCGGCCCCUGCACUACACAGUAGUUAUGCACCCACGUCUCUGCCUGCAGCUAGUGACUGUGGCCUGGUCCUGUGGUUUUCUAAAUUCCUUUGUCAUGUGUCCCCAGACAAUGAAACUCUCUCGGUGUGGGCAUCGCAGGGUGGACCACUUUUUGUGUGAGAUGCCUGCUCUUAUUGCCAUGUCCUGUGAAGAUACCAUGCUAGUAGAAGCUUUUGCCUUUGUUCUGGGGGUUGCUCUUCUUCUGGUGCCCCUCUCCUUGAUCCUCAUCUCCUAUGGCAUGAUUGCUGCAGCUGUGCUGAGGAUCAAGUCAGCAGAAGGGCGCAAAAAAGCCUUCAGCACCUGUUCUUCUCACCUAACUGUGGUCUCCCUCUUCUAUGGCACCAUCAUCUACAUGUAUUUGCAGCCAGCUAACAGCUACUCUCAAGACCAGGGCAAGUUUCUCACUCUGUUCUACACCAUUGUCACUCCCAGUGUCAACCCCCUCAUCUAUACUCUGAGGAACAAGGAUGUGAAAGGGGCUGUGAAAAAGCUUCUGGAGAGGGAAAAAGGGACUAGGAAAACCUAA